Molecule: messenger RNA, 948 nt
Organism: Fusarium proliferatum ET1
Lineage: Eukaryota; Fungi; Ascomycota; Sordariomycetes; Hypocreales; Nectriaceae
Product: related to Ester hydrolase C11orf54 homolog
Exons: 1
Coding region: 1-948 (315 amino acids)
Cellular component (GO): nucleus
Molecular function (GO): hydrolase activity, acting on ester bonds; zinc ion binding
Source: RefSeq, a predicted model, not a curated record
AUGCGCAUCGAAAAGCAUCCCUUAUCUCCGCCUAGCUUGGAGGAACUGGCAGCUAAACUUCAAGCACCCUUGGCAGCCAAUUAUGAGCACUCCACAGUGAGUGUCGUGUCCUGCCCGGAUCUUCGGCAAGCACCCUAUCAUCUAGCUACCGAGGGGCUAUCAGGAGAUGAGAAGAUAGCAGAUGUAGGAGGUCAACCGAAUUUGUUCCCGCGCCCAAAAAUGGAUUGUGUUUGGUCCAUGACUGCGCUUGCGGAGGCCAUGGAUAUGGAUCCUGCGAAGGGGGGAUUACUCGGUGCCGGCGCAGGACCUCAUCCCGUUGUCGGGCAAAACUGUGAACUUGCGCCAAAUAUCGGUUGGCAAGGUAGCUUUGAGAAUGUCAAGAAUGAGAGUCGUUAUGCAAAGAUCGACAAGGAGACAAGCGCUGUCCAUAUCGACAAGAGUCCUUCCUUGGACUGCGCCUUGAUGAUCAACUUGUUCGGCUCCUCAGGCAGUCCAGGACCAGUUAUCAAAAUCACAGCUCGAAAGAGGACAGGCUCUGAACGAAGCUUCUCGGAGUGUAUCACAAAAGGUCUCCAUCAAGCAUAUGGCGACUCGCAGACCGUCAGUCUUGGUGGACUCUUCUUGGUCAAGAAGGGCAAGGCAAAAUACCAUAUCAUGCCUGACUUUCCAGCAGAGAAAGACUUGCCGUUUGAUAAUCGCAAAGAUGUCGAUAGUUGGUUGACCUUUCACGACUUCGACGCACCAAUGCUUUGUUUAUCGGUCUUGCAUUCAGCUGAUCCCAGAGGAAGAAUGGGUUUGCGGAUCGAGCAUACACAUUGCUACGCUGCAGACGGGACAAACGCUGGAGGCCAUUAUCAUUACGAUUUAGACGAUACGGAGCAUGAUGUUGAGUAUGAGGCGUAUUUCAAUACUGCCAAAAUGAUAUAUCGACUAGACAGACCAAAUUGA